CCCACACUCUGCAUUUGGACUGUAGGAUAGUAGAGAAGGGUCUCUACAAUUGAAGUAGGAGAGGGAUAAGACAGCGCACCUUUCACUUGAGCUUCAACAUGGGAGAGGGAAAUGAAGACCGCGAUCUCCACUGCUCCUGCAUCCGACGCUCCACUGACCAGCCCCCUUUCCAACAGAUCCCCUUUACAGGAAAGGGCUCAGAUGAGAAGACGUUCAAAGGAAAAGGCAAGACCGCCUCUUCCCAUUCCGGUGAGAAGCACAUAUGAAGGCAAGCCAAAUCCAAAAAUCCAAAAGAGGAGGAGAAGUCCCAGGAGACCAAGCCCAAAGCCAGAAACAGCACUGCUAGAUUAGAACCAGAGUCCACCUCAUACUGGGGAAACUUCAGGAAAAGAAAAAUCAGUUCCAAGGACAGCUGCCAAGACACUGCGGGGAACUGUCCAGAAGAGGAACGCAGCUUGACAUUAAAAAAAAAAUCAAAGUCCUCUACUGCUGUGCACUACAGUGAAAUCCAGGAGACCUGUGAUGCCCACCAUAGGGGACAUUCGAGGGCUUGCACUGGGCACAGCCAGUGGCACAGGUCUGGAGCCCUACGAGUCCAAUGACUGGCACUUGGAAAAAGCUUGGUGACCUCUGUUGGAGCUAUGUUGGAGGCUAUUUAUCAAGACCUAGCCCAGGUGUGGGCACAGCAGGUCCAUUUUCCACUGACCUGAGAGCAGCUCACGCUGCUGACUUGGAUCUGGGGGCCUCUGUGUGCCCAGAUGCAGAUCUUCUAUGCCAUUGCCACCCAGGGAGCUUAAGUCUUACCUGCUGAGGGUUGGCUUGUCUCAGCCACACUGUCUGGUCCUGGGGAUAGAGGCCUGAAUAGAGAAGCUCACCCCUUUUCUGGGCAUGAUGUAACUGAGUGUGUCAGUGGAUCAGAUGAGGCUUGA
Messenger RNA from Nomascus leucogenys (northern white-cheeked gibbon), 929 nucleotides. Its product is annotated as protein FRG2. The record is from RefSeq and is a predicted model, not a curated record. Lineage: Eukaryota; Metazoa; Chordata; Mammalia; Primates; Hylobatidae.